Rhizopus microsporus ATCC 52813 is the source of this 618-nucleotide messenger RNA. Its product is annotated as ras-like protein 1. NCBI's taxonomy places the organism in Eukaryota, Fungi, Mucoromycota, Mucoromycetes, Mucorales, Rhizopodaceae. Gene Ontology annotation, biological process: signal transduction. Gene Ontology annotation, cellular component: plasma membrane. The transcript is spliced from 4 exons. The coding region runs from base 1 to 618 and encodes 205 amino acids. The record is from RefSeq and is a predicted model, not a curated record. Gene Ontology annotation, molecular function: GDP binding; GTPase activity; GTP binding.
AUGUCCAAAGCCACUUCGUUUGUUCGUGAAUAUAAGUUAGUUAUGGUUGGUGGUGGAGGUGUUGGUAAAUCGGCCUUGACUAUUCAAUUUAUCCAAUCACACUUUGUAGACGAAUAUGACCCUACCAUUGAAGACUCAUACCGUAAGCAGUGUAUCAUUGAUUCAGAGACAGCUUUAUUAGAUGUAUUGGAUACAGCCGGUCAAGAAGAAUACAGUGCCAUGCGUGAACAAUACAUGAGAAAUGGAGAAGGAUUCUUGCUAGUAUACUCUAUUACUUCUCGUAUGUCAUUUGAAGAAAUUACAACAUUUUAUCAGCAGAUUUGUCGUGUGAAGGAUAGAGAUUAUUUCCCUAUGGUAUUAGUGGGCAAUAAAUGUGAUUUAGAAACAGAUAGACAAGUAUCUAGUCAAGAAGGAAGAGACUUGGCAAAGAAUUUUGGAUGCCAAUUCAUUGAGACAUCAGCCAAACAACGUAUCAAUGUAGAUGAAGCCUUUUUUGAAGUAGUUAGAGACAUUAGAAGAUACAACAAGGAGCAAGAAACCCGAGGGAAUAAUGAUCAUCAAUUUGGUAUUCAAGAUAAUCAAGAUGUAGCUUCUGAUAAAUGCUGUAUCUUGAUGUAA